Messenger RNA from Fusarium mangiferae, 447 nucleotides. RefSeq lists its product as uncharacterized. Bases 1 to 447 code for a protein of 148 amino acids. Lineage: Eukaryota; Fungi; Ascomycota; Sordariomycetes; Hypocreales; Nectriaceae. The record is from RefSeq and is a predicted model, not a curated record. The transcript is spliced from 2 exons.
AUGCACAUCAUCCUCAACCCAACCCCACUGAUUGGCUCCUCACCAAACAUUCUCGAACCAUCACCAGAAGCAAAUCUCUUUCCCGGUCCCGGAUCUUGUCGCAACACCAUGGCAUCACUACGCCGUUUCAGCCUCGUCUUCUACGUUCCACCCACCAAUGCCUCCGCAUGCAAAGCCGCCAUCUUCAAAGCCGGCGCGGGCCGCUAUCCCGGUCCUGGCGGGUAUACUGAGUGCGCGUGGCAGACGUCGGGGAUUGGACAGUUUAGGCCGGGAGAUGCGGCGAAUCCGGCUAUUGGCAAGGUUGGGGAGUUGGAGGAGACGCCGGAGGUUAGAGUUGAGACGUUGAUUAUUGGGGAGGAGACGGUGCGGAAGGCUGUUGCGGCGCUGAAAGAGGCCCAUCCGUAUGAGGAAUGUCCGUAUCAGGUCUAUCGGGUAGAGGACUUUUGA